AUGCAAGGAGACACAAUAUACAAGAUGGACUUUGGUAAUAAUAGUGUGAACAACUACUUUGAUAUUAGUUGUGACUCAUUCUUGGGCAUGCACUACUUUCAAAGGAAUCAAUUGGAGCUUGAUAAGUCAUUGGCUGAACAAGAACUACAGAUAACAGCUAAUACUGCGACGACAAUGACAACGACAACGACCAAUGAUCAAUCUGACACAUCAUCGACUUCAUCAAAAUCAUCAUCAACCUCAUCAACAUCAUCAUCACUGGCAUUACCUUUCAUUCUUAGACAGAUACGACAUUUGGAAUGUUUAUUGCUCACUUGUGAUCUGAAGGGAUGUGGCAAUCCUCCACCUAUUAGGACAUCAAGUCCCAAUGCAUCGGGUCAUCUGCCCAACAGUAAUGAGUUGAGGAAUGGUCUAAACAGACAGAUAUGCAGAGAUAUGCUACGAGACUACUAUCAAUUGUUUGAUCGAGAGAUGAACCGAAUCACGCCCAUACCCACGCCGCCAGCCAACCUACCUCAACUACUUGGUGAGCUCAAUGAGCAAACUCUCAUGGCAUCACUCAAAGACAUCGAACAACUGCUGCCGCCCAACCGAACCACAAGAGCCGACCGUGAUCGUGAGAAGGAGAGGAUCAAGCAGCAGCAACAACUUCAACAACAACAACAGGCUAGCAUGGCAACUUCAAUGGACACAUCAUCAUUCACAAGGUCAAACUCUGGACCCCAACAACAAACAAGCGCGACACUCUCUGGCUUCAGCGACACGUACACAUCACCUCCUAAUCAGUUCAGACAAGCUCCACAGACUCAACAACAACCUCAAACUCAAGCGAAGCAAUUAAACUUCCAACAACAAGCACAGCCACAAGUUCAAACACAAUCAAUGGACUUGGACGAGGACCAACCACCUGACAACCCAUUCAAGUCGGCAAAGGUGCAGCUGAUAGAGAAUCAAGAGAAAAAGAACAAACAACAGCAACAGAUGAAUCAGAGGAGGCCUUUGCCAACAACAAGUGCAGCGCCAGCAAAGACAAACGCGGGCAAGGUGAUUGGCAUCAAGAGGAAAGGCUUCAUUGCCCCAUACAAACAGGACGACGAUGACGAGUACACCACUCAAGCACCACCAGACGAUAUUGUACAGCAGCCAUCCAAGAAGACAAACAACAAGCCAGCAGCGGGGACUGGGGCAAAGCCAGCGGCAGGACAGCAGCAACAGGGCAAGAAGGACGACGAGAGUAAUCCGGGUGGCAUAACAAACGUCAAUGGAGUGCAGCUGGAUGACGAGCGUCUGCGAAACGUUGAGCCACGCAUGCUGGAGCUGAUAUGCAAUGAGAUCCUGGACAAGAAGCAGACAACAUCGUGGAAUGAUAUUGCUGGGCUUCAGGACGUGAAGAAGCAGAUCAAGGAGAUUGCCACGCUGCCCCUUCUGCGUCCAGACAUCUUCAAGGGUCUGCGCAACCCACCCAAAGGCAUCCUAUUGUUUGGACCACCGGGCACUGGCAAGACCAUGAUUGGCAAGGCCAUUGCCAACGAUGUCAACGCCACAUUCUUCAGUAUAUCAGCAAGUUCAUUGACAAGCAAAUGGAUUGGAGAUGGAGAGAAGAUGGUUAGGGCAUUGUUCGCGGUGGCUAGGUGUUACUUGCCAUCGAUUAUAUUCAUUGAUGAGAUUGAUUCAUUGUUGACUCAGCGAUCUGAUGGUGAGAAUGAAGCGAGCCGAAGGAUAAAGACAGAGUUCUUGGUGCAAUGGGAUGGUGUGUCAUGCAAUGCCGAGGACAGGAUGUUGCUGAUAGGCGCCACCAAUCGUCCAGAGGAGUUGGACGAGGCCGCCCGUAGACGACUUGUCAAACGACUCUACAUCCCAUUGCCAGAGUACAUUGCUCGCUACCAACUCAUCCAACAUCUAGUAUCCAAAGAGCACAAUGAAAUGACAGAAGACGAUAUACAACGCGUGGCUGAGAAGACUGAAGGUUACUCUGGUUCCGAUUUGAAAGCACUGUGUACUGAAGCCGCAAUGGAGAGUAUCAGAUCCAUAACAGACAUUGAAACUACAUCACUAGAUGACAUUCCACCAAUCACUGUCAAAGACUUCCUCGAGGCCGUAAACAAGAUGAAACCAAGUGUAGCACAAAGUGAGCUCAAAUCAUACAUUGCAUGGAACAAAGAGUUUGGUGGACGUUGA
Acytostelium subglobosum LB1 is the source of this 2178-nucleotide messenger RNA. RefSeq lists its product as hypothetical. Bases 1 to 2178 code for a protein of 725 amino acids. The transcript is spliced from 2 exons. NCBI's taxonomy places the organism in Eukaryota, Evosea, Eumycetozoa, Acytosteliales, Acytosteliaceae. The record is from RefSeq and is a predicted model, not a curated record. Gene Ontology annotation, molecular function: ATP hydrolysis activity; ATP binding.